AUGGCGUUGAAGGCGCAGCCGCUGCUCAAGUUCUCUGACAACUGCGCGACUUUGGCCCCGGAGGGAGCUGAGCUGGUGCGAGCGCUGCCAGGACAGAUUUGCCCAAUCAUCUUCGUGGGCGAUGGCCGGAGCGGGAAGUCCUACUUGGCUUCCUGCUUGGUUGGCGCCGAAGAUGCCUUCACUUCCAGCGACUCCGCAGAGUCGGUCACGGAGGGAAUCGACGUCGUGGCGGUUCCCGUGAGCCAGCUUUCGGAGGCGAGCGGGCCGGAGCAUCUCUUGGUCUUUGACUGCGAAGGCGGCAACAACGCUUUGGCGGCCAUUCGGACCCUUGUGAACGUCUUCGGCUUGCUGCUGGGGAGCCAGGUGGCCUUCGUGGCGAACGGCAUGGCCACGGAGCAGGCGCUGCAGACGCUGGGCAUGUCGCUGGCCGCGCGGUCCCUGGUGCGCCUGGAGGGCGCGGAGCUCCCAAAGCAGGAGCUCGUGUUCGUGGUGAACAAAAACACCCUGCGCUACGAAGGCUCUGCACUCGAGAAGAUUCUGGAGCAGAAGUUUGACGACCCCGGGCGUCAGGAGCUCCGGGACACCGUCAGGGAGUGCUUCCCUGAACGGAGCUUCUUCACGGUUCCGCUGAUGGGCAUGCCCGCCUUCGAGGAUUCCCUGAAGUCCCUGCGCGCGCAUCUGGUGGACCGCAGGAAGCCCCUGCAGAUGGGCGGCAUGCCUGUGAGCGGAAGGCAGUUGGCUGGGGUCAUGGAGCUCAUCGUGGCCGAAGUGCAAGCCACGCAGGAAAUCUCCCUGCCCUCCAUGAACAGGUAUGUCAUCUUCGAAGGCUUCCUGUUGCCCCUGACCAAUGACCUGGUGGACUUCGCGCAAGGGCAACUGCCCGAAGUGGUGGACUACGACCCCUGCCUGGCGGAGAGGAACCCCAUUGAGAGAAUCCUGCGGCGCUUUGACGAGUCGAGUGCACACGUGGGCAACGUUACACUGAAAGCAGAGGCUCGGCAAUUGCUGGCAACGAAGCUCUGGGACCUGUGGCACUGGGUGGAGGCAAAGAGCGAGGCCUUGGGGAACGAGGUGUGCGACACCGUCCAAGAGGCGCAGGAGGUGGAACUCAGCCGCUCCAAGUCGGUGGUCGGUGGCUACGGGCUGCUCAAAGAAGUCGUCGUGACAAAGCAGCUGUUUCGGGAAGAAGGGCGUACUGUCCUUCACAGGAAGAGAGGUGGCGACCCAGAGCGACUGCCCUGGAAGACGCUUGGCACCACCGUGACAAGGACCAAAGAGUCGGCCUUCGACUUGCUGCCAUCCUUGCCCAUCCUCAAG
Molecule: messenger RNA, 1317 nt
Organism: Effrenium voratum
Lineage: Eukaryota; Dinophyceae; Suessiales; Symbiodiniaceae
Source: the annotation of a GenBank genome assembly